Messenger RNA from Pimephales promelas (fathead minnow), 6883 nucleotides. RefSeq names its product aggrecan b (gene acanb). Gene Ontology annotation, molecular function: hyaluronic acid binding. Gene Ontology annotation, cellular component: perineuronal net; synapse. Lineage: Eukaryota; Metazoa; Chordata; Actinopteri; Cypriniformes; Leuciscidae. Gene Ontology annotation, biological process: cell adhesion; skeletal system development; glial cell differentiation. The record is from RefSeq and is a predicted model, not a curated record.
CCUUUCUGCUCCUGACUCACACAGGGAAGGCAAGCAGUCCAAAAACACUGGAAUUUAUAAAUUUACCAACAGAUUAAUGCAAGACACAAAAACACUGAAAAGAACAACUAAGACAAGCAAGAAGGGACAAUACUAGUUUGGUGAAUCAUGUCUCUGACUUGGCUUCUGCUGUAUACAUGCAUCCAUGCCAUUUAUGGCAAUAUAUUGUUCGGAGACAUGGCUGAUCAGGACAGCACCCUCAGUGUGAGCAUCCCUGUGGAACAGCCACUGCAACCCCUACUUGGCGGGAGCAUGGUCAUACCCUGCUACUUUCUGGACAACACUGUCCAGGACCCUGGUGCCCCAACCAUCGCCCCACUGUCCCACCGUAUUAAGUGGAGCUACAUCUACAAGGGCAAAAUAUCCCUCAUUCUGGUUGCCUCUGGUGGCUUGGUGCAGGUUCAGACCGACUACUUGGACCGGGUUCAUAUGGUGAACUACCCCAUGGUGCCGACUGAUGCUACCAUUGAGAUCUCAGAACUCCGCUCCAGUGACUCUGGCACCUACCGGUGUGAGGUCAUGCAGGGGAUUGAAGAUAACUAUGAUUCAGUGGGGAUGCAAGUUCAAGGUAUUGUGUUUCACUACCGAGCUAUUUCUACCCGAUAUACAUUGACAUUUGAGAUGGCAAAAGCAGCCUGCAUCCAGAACAGUGCUGCUAUUGCAACUCCCGCACAGUUGCAAGCUGCCUAUGAUGAUGGGUACCAUCAAUGUGAUGCCGGCUGGCUUUCAGAUCAAACUGUGAGGUAUCCUAUUCAUGAGCCAAGGGAGCCUUGCUAUGGAGACAAAGAAAAUUUUCCAGGGGUACGAACAUAUGGAGUCCGAGACAUCAAUGAGACCUAUGAUGUGUACUGUUUUGCAGAAAAAAUGUCAGGCAAGGUUUUCUACUCCAUGUCAGUGGAGAAGUUCACCUUUGCAGAGGCUGAAGAUCAGUGUUCAAAGUUGGGAGCCCAAUUAGCCACCACGGGGCAACUGUACCUGGCAUGGAAGACCGGCAUGGAUGUGUGCAAUGCUGGCUGGCUAGCAGACAGGAGUGUGCGGUACCCCAUUAACAUAGCUCGACCCCAGUGUGGUGGGGGGCUUUUGGGAGUGAGAACGGUUUACCUGUUUCCAAAUCAGACUGGUUAUCCAUACCCAGACUCCCGCUAUGAUGCAAUCUGUUAUGAAGAAAACACUAAUAAAGUUUUCACAAAGACCUCACCAUAUCCUGAAAUACACACUACCACCGAUUCCAUGUUCAGUGUGGCUACAGUCACCUCAAGCCCAUCAGACUAUACUGAAGACGUGACCACAGAAGGGGAGGCCCGUGGGCAACUGGUUACAGAUGAGCCUCUUAACACCACAAGCAUAGAAAGUUCCCUACUACCUUACAACAUAACUGAGGUUGAGGAGGAUGCCAUCAAAGUGGCCACAGCUCUGCCUUAUCUGGGAUAUGAGAUUGCCAAGGACAAUGUCACAGCUAAAACGAAGGGAGUGACAUUCCACCAUCGGGCUGAAUCGAGGCGCUAUGCUUACACCUUUGAGGAAGCUCAAGUGGCGUGUCAGAAGCUGGGAGCAGUCAUAGCCACCCCUGAGCUCCUUCAGGCUGCUUAUGAAGCUGGCCUUCAUCAAUGCAGUGCAGGUUGGCUACAGGACCAAACUGUCAGGUAUCCAAUUGUGCAUCCUCGAAAGAAGUGCUCUGGAGAUCAGGAGGACACCCCUGGUGUGCGCUCCUACAAUGUUAGGCCUGCUCAUGAGCGUUACGAUGUUUACUGUUACAUGGAUCAAAUAAAGGGGGAGAUCUUCCAUGUGAGUUCACUAGCAGGCUUCACCUACUACGAAGCUGCUGCCCAUUGCAGAAAACUGGGUUCUACUCUAGCCUCAACUGGAGAACUAUAUGCAGCAUGGAAUCAGGGUUUCCACAAGUGCAGUCCUGGCUGGCUGGCUGAUCGCAGUGUCCGCUAUUCUGUCCGCAACCCAAGCUUCGGUUGUGGUGAAAACAAAACCGGAGUCCACACUAUUUAUGCUGAACCAAACCAAACAGGCUUUCCAAACCCAUACUCCAGAUAUGAUGCAUACUGCUUCAAAGCAAAUCUGUCUAUACUCCUUGAUGAGGAUGUGUUGAAUGGUACAAGCUACAAGGAUCUUAACAUGACAGACCUUCAAGAGCUGCUGAGACCUGUACGUCCAAUUGUCCCUCCCUUGAUUGUGGACCUGUCUGGAUCUGGAUCUGGAUCAGGCUCAGCAUCAGGCGAUCCUGAUUCCAGUUCUGGAUACAUAUCAGGGAGUGGCAUACCCAGUGGGAGCACAUCUGGUUCUGGCCAAAGUGGAGAGGGAUCAGUUCACCUUGUGAGAUUCCAAGAAGGUGCAGAUACACUGAUAUGGCAGACUUCUGCCUCAGGCAGUGCUUCGGAGGCUAAAGAAGGUAGUGGCAGUGGUAGUGGUGCUAUCAUUGCUUUAGAAAUAGAAUCUGGGGACCAAGAAUCUGGAGAGGAGUCUGGCCUCUUCCCAGCACAAAGUGGAGCUAGUGGCCUUCCAUCAGGACUCAGCAGUGGAAUUAGCGGUUCAGGAAGAAGUGGAUUCUUCAGUGGUGGGGAAUCAAGUGGGUCAGAUGUGACAUUUAUAGACACAAAAAUGAUUGAUCUGACUGCAAGACCAUCUGGAGAACAGGAAUUGUCUGGUAUUAACCCAUUUGACUGGACUGAUGUUAGUGGUUCUGGCUUUCCCUCUGGCUUUGGAUCUGGCUCUGCCAUUGACUUUGGAUCUGGCUCUGCCUCUGGAUUUGUGCCUGGCUCUGCUUCUGGCUUUGUGCCUGGCUCUGGUUCUGGCUUUGGAUCUGGCUCUGCCAUUGACUUUGGAUCUGGCUCUGCCUCUGGAUUUGUGCCUGGCUCUGCCUCUGGAUUUGUGCCUGGCUCUGCUUCUGGCUUUGGGUCUGGAUCUGCCUCUGGAUUUGUGCCUGGCUCUGCUUCUGGCUUUGGGUCUGUAUCUGCCUCUGGAUUCGGAUCUGGCUCCGUCUCUGAAACCUCAACUUAUUCUGGUCAUCCCUUGGGUGAGGCGUCUGGCCACAUUCAGAAACAAGAUGGAGAGAUUGCCAUUCUAAUAGAGAAUGAGGUAUUUGAGUUGCUAUUUAAUUCUACCAUUGGACCAGAACAGGGUCGUGGAUCAGUGGAGAUCAGUGGAGAGGGCAGUAGUCAAGCACUAUAUGUUGAGGAGAUCUCCAUAUCUCUUUCUAAUAGAACUUUAUAUGAAGAUUACUGGAAUCCCAAUGAAGCAGAUGAUGUCCUACCAGAAAGAAAUGAGCAACUUAAUUUCACCACACAAGUGUUUGAUGUGUCUGAUCAGUCACCUCUGAACACCACACCACCCACCACUGUAUUCACCACUUCACCUUCAGAACAAACGUCAAAAGCUAUGGAAGAGCCAUCUGUUACUGAUGCUUCUGCUAACCCCUGUGACCCAAACCCCUGUGGUCAAGGUUUAUGCUCUCUACAAGAUGGCAGUGCAGUAUGUCUGUGUCAUCCAGGAUUUAGUGGGGAAAACUGCUCAACACUGAUACAGGGAUGUGCCGAGGGGUGGGUGGAGUUUAUGGGCAGCUGUUACAUCCAUUUUGACGAGCGUGAGACCUGGACCAGUGCUGAGCAGCGCUGUCAAGAGCUAAACUCUCACCUGGUUAGCAUAUCCUCCCGACAAGAACAAGAGUUUGUAAGAACUCAAGCUCAUGACUAUCAAUGGAUUGGACUCAAUGACAGGGAUGAACAAAAUCAGUUUCGCUGGACAGAUGGAAGUCCUUUGGAAUAUGACAACUGGAGACCCAACCAGCCAGAUGAUUACUUCAGCACAGGAGAAGACUGUGUUGUAAUGAUAUGGCAUGAGGAUGGCCAGUGGAAUGAUGUACCUUGCAACUAUCAUCUUCCUUUUACCUGCAAGAUUGGGCCUGUCACAUGUUCAUCACCUCCUGAAGUGAAGAAUGCCAGGAUGUUAGGCAUCAGGAAAGAUCGCUACCCUGCUAACUCCAUCAUUCGAUACCAGUGUGACAGCGGAUUCACACAACGUCACAUUUCUGUAGUGCACUGCUUACCUGAUGGUCAGUGGGAGAAGCCUCAAGUGGAAUGCAUAGAAGGCAAAACAAACAACAGGCUACGGAAAAGAUUCCUCAAGAGACUUACCAAGGCAGUCAAUAGUCAGACGUGGAGGAAGAUUCUCUAAACAAGAUGAAAAACACACACUUUAACACAUCCAGAGGACUGUUAUAACCUGUACAGAAGCCUUAAGAAAAUCUCAAUGACAAGGGAAUAACCUUAUGUAGCGACUAACUUUAUGUAGCCUGUCUGGCUGAUUGGUUUACAAGUUCUACUCAUAGCUCUAUUUUAGAGAGAAGAAAAAAAUAUUUACCAUUUAUCUGUGUUCAUUUAAAUAUUUUUUGGCAUUUUAGGAUUGUAUUUCUACCACUUUUUACCCUAACACAUAAAUGCUAGGUCACAAGAGAUAAUCUAAUCUAUAACGAAUAGAUUAAAUUGCAUUUAUAAAAUCCAAAAAAAAAAAAGAUUUACUUUACCAUUAGCGCAUUUCCUUCCAGGCCACAAGGUGACACUAAUUCUUACUUGUGUGAGCACUUUCCCAUUGUUUGUGAUUUGAGGCUAUGUUCAGAAUUAAAUACUAGUUUACUACUUUCGGAAUAUGGCACAGUAUACUAUAUACUGCCUACAAUUUUUUUUUUUUUUUUUGCUUUUGUUUUUAAGUAAGUGAAAUAGUAGGCAUUGAAUCGUCACAUGACCUAUUACUUUGCAUAUGAGAAGCAUCAAUAAAAUGUGCAUACAAGUAGUAUAGCAAUAUGCAAUUUCAAACAUAGCCUCUAGUACUGUCCAUUAUGUUUCCCAGUUUGCAUACUCCUAUUACAUAUUUGCCAGUGAUUGGAAAAUGCUAUUUUUUUAAUAUGUAGAAACACAAUAACAGUAUUGUGAUAUUUUUUGUUUAGUAUUGUUGCAUACUGUUUGCAUUUAAAUGUACGCAUUAGGAUGAAGCUACACAAUUAGCUUAGCUUAAUUUUUAGGUUCAUUUACACGUGGCAGGAUUGGCCUUGCAUUCCUUGUUUUUGUUAUUUAAAAAGAGGACACAAGGGUUUUGAGCAAUAUUAGCCCAAAAAAAACAAAGCACAAAUGCACUUCAGAAAUCUGCCAGAAAUAGUGUACCAUCCAGGCACCUUUGGCAUACUAUUUUCAACAUACUAUGAUUUGAGUCAGAAAAAAAACGUAUCUGCCAUACUAUUUAGGGUAGACAGUGUUGUGAUUGGGACAAAGUCCAAAAACAUCUGUGUUUUAGGAUGCACAAAGGUAACAUUAUCUGUACCCAUGGAUAAUACUUAAGUUCAGAACAAGACAAAAGGCUUUAAUGACCACAGCUGGAAACAAUUACAUUUAAUUGCAUUAGAAUUUCAAAUUCUUCAAUUAAGAUGUGUCUUUUUUAUUUGUUUUGUUGUUUGUUGUAGUAUAAAUGUUUAAAUAUCUAGUUGUAUCUCAGUGAAACUGUGAAAGUUCCCCGGCUUCUUCUAGGUCUGAUUCUAGGUCAGCUUGCAAAUGUUUCCUCAGACUAGAAAAAUAUAAUAUCCUGUCUACAUUAGCUGUAAUGAUACAACUAUAUUUGUGACCUUUCUGUCACAAGAAGUGAAUGGCUCCUAGUGGCACUUAUUCCAUGUUGUGCAAUGCAUUAGCUUUUACUUAAUUAAUUUAUUAAUUCACAAGUUCACAUGAUUUGUCUAGGCCUUCAUUACAGACUUGAGCUCUAAUAUAAAUUCAAUUUAGUAGAUAUCAAACAACCUAAUGUAUGUAGAGACAAGCCGUAUUCAAAUGAGCAUAAAGCGUCAGAAAACAAGACAGGAAUUUUCAAACAAAGCAUAUUAAUCCAACACACUAAGUGUGCCCCACAACAUUUGAUUGACAGAGUCAAUCGUUUCCAAUACAGCGACCCUGGAAUUGCUCUGUUCCCAGCAAUAUCCAUCUCUCAUUUUGCACUCUGUCACUGUCAUCUCUAUGCUGAGCUCAUUUCGGUCCUUGUACCCCUGAAAUAAACAGACUAAACGAGAGUGAAUAAAUGUGUUUUACUUUUAAUACCAGAGACUGGUUAAAAACCAACCACUGGAACACAAAAACCAAGUAGCAAAAAUAUGGCUGUUUUCAAAAAGCCUUUCCAAACAUUCCAUCCAUCAUUGUCAUUGGUCAGCCAAACAGAUAAUCCCACCCCAAAUUUAUGCCAUUGGUUGAGCCAAUGUUGCUGUUGUCCGGAUGUUCAAACAGUCACAAUGUGUUCAGCUUCAGACUUUAUGGGGAAAUAAACCUACCAAUAACUUAUAGUAUUUUUCUGCGUAUAAAACUAGGAUGGAAAAUAUUUUAACAUUAAAACUUUCUAACAUGUAAGUUGUUGAAACUGUUCUGUUUUCACUAGGUAGAACUUGUUUUUUUUUCUUCCCUAAUGUCUUAAUGUUUACUCUAUACAGGGUUCCCACAUCAUGAACAAUGCAUUUCCAUAACUUUUCCAUGACAUUUUCAAUCAUUCAUGAUUACUAUUCUUUGGAUACUGAAAAUAAAUGGCCAAUAUAAAUAUAAAUGUGUUUAUUACAAUUUAAGGACUAUUUUUGUGGUUGUUGUUGACAUUUGUUAUAUUUUCAUAUUAGCACUGGGAACCCUGAAUUAUACACAGUGGCACCAAAUUUGGACAAAUUAGGCCCUAACUGUGUAAAUUGCAUUGUGUUAGAAAAUGUUAAAUCAAGUGGCACUUGUAACAAAUUCACCUCAAAGUCAUUGUGAUUACAUAUAAACAAAUGGUGUUAAGGUAGAAAAUAAAGUGUACAGAUGAUUUUUGUCUUCAUUUUCAA